AUGGGGCUGGGUAAUAGAUAUUCCAUUAGCCUCGAUCAUCGUCGCAGCAAUGGGUCCGGGUCGAGAUGUCGAGUGACAUUUGGCUGUCUCCUGUUGUUUUUUGUCGUUGCUGGAGUCGACUGCGGGGGCAUGCGCAGGAAUGGAAGCGUUGUUGUUCCGAUGGUAGGGGCAGCAUCUGGGCAGGACUCCGAACCGAGCACUGGCGAGAAUGCAAAUAAUAUUUGCCAAAGUGAGAGCGAAGGUGUGACUGUCUGUACUUGCGUUGAGAGCGAGGGUAAAGUCCGUCAGGUUUCUAGAGCAGGUGCCGAAGCCCCCGUAUCAACUCUAAAAGAGGCCUCCUUGACCUUUUCAGGACCAACGAACCAGUUGACUCUCAUCUGCGAGGGAAAACAUGUUCCUGACUACAGCUCAACAGACCAAAAAGGCAAAGUCUGUCCUGCGGAUGCGGACAUGAGCAAAUGCCGGAAUGAUGGCUCACCAGCUGCAACCCAGCCAGUCAGCCUCGCAGAUCUGCUCCGCGGCGAAAAUGCUGCCUCAAUCAAUUGGAUCGGCGACACCGCCUCCAGUGACAACAAAUCGUUUUCCCUAACAGUUCCGGGUAACAACCUUCCUCUCUCCGACAAGGCCUUCUCCGUUGGAUGCAUGAAAAAAAGCGGCAACUCCGACGCGUCCUGUAAAGUGACAGUCAAUCUCGUCAAACUGUCUCAGACAACGGGGAACACUGUCGAAUGCGCCUACGGAGCUACCAGCAACGCCAGCCGACAGCAAGUGACGCUGUCGCCGACACAAAACACCCUGACCCUCAUUUGUGGCAAUGACAGCGACAUCCUGCCUACAGACUACCGAACACACUUCUGUUCCACCGGAAAUGCGCAAGAAUCCUGUGCCGAAACCUACGAGAGUAUCAUUCCGCAGUACGAAGACAGCUGGUGGACGACGUCGUCGCCAGAAAAUGGCACGUACAAGCUGGCGAUUCCGUCAGACAUGUUUCCCGAGGAGGAGAAGAGGAUCGUCGUAGGGUGCAAAUAUGCACAGUCGAAAGCUGGAAAAGCCGACGGUGGCGGUGAGACCACGAGCAGCAUCUGCAAUGUCGACGUGACUAUCUCUGCAAGCACGAGUGCAGCAUCAGAUGCGAGUGUUCCUUCUGUGAAGUGCAUGGCACUGUCUACUGCUGUUGUAUUGGCCGUCGUAUUUCUUUUUCUGAAUUAG
Molecule: messenger RNA, 1209 nt
Organism: Neospora caninum
Lineage: Eukaryota; Apicomplexa; Conoidasida; Eucoccidiorida; Sarcocystidae
Product: srs domain-containing protein
Exons: 1
Coding region: 1-1209 (402 amino acids)
Cellular component (GO): membrane
Source: RefSeq, a predicted model, not a curated record